CCGCUGGUCAGUUUUUAAAUAAAAGCGCCACCGCGAAGACCGUCCACAGCGAGAGUCAGGAGUGAUCGGAGUGGAGGCGUAGUAUUUUCUAGUGACAACCACUAAACGUCAGCAGCAAGCGAAAUCGGGGGUCGUUUGUUGUUAUUUUUAGUAGAUCGCUCAUGCUGCCAGCAUAAAUUCCUGCUCCAUCGUCCGUCCAUAACGCGAAAGCGCGCCCUUCCUUAUUUCCAACAGGUACUACCGUGUACUACCGUACGUAGAAAAUGAAUAACAACAUUAACGGAACAGUGGACGGGCGUAAUACGGUGGAAUACUCCUCGUUAGAUGCAUCAGUGAAGGAGCUUAUCGAGGCCGCGAUUAAAGUGCGUAACCACGCUUACUGUCCUUACAGUAACUUUGCCGUGGGAGCAGCACUAAGAACUGUGGCGGGAGAUAUCGUAACCGGAUGCAAUGUGGAGAAUGGCACGUUCGGACCAAGCGUAUGCGCCGAACGGACGGCAGUAUGUAAAGCCGUUAGUGAGGGACAUCGGGAGUUUACCGCCGUGGCUGUGGUAGCUUUCCAGGAAACGGAGUUUACGGCACCCUGCGGGACCUGCCGUCAGACUCUGUCCGAGUUCAGCCGUAAAGAUAUUCCCAUCUAUCUAGUCAAACCAUCGCCGGUGCGUGUGAUGGUUACAUCCCUCUUUCAAUUGCUGCCCCAUGCCUUUUCCCCCACCUUCUUGAACAAGUAACGGCUUCAUCCGUCCCGUCCUCGAAAUCCGUGAUCGUAACUCACUCGAACAAGGUGCGCGACAAAGGGAGGCACAGAAUUAUCAGCAAUUACGUCAAGAGAAUUAUGGCGCGGGUGUGUCUGGUUGCGUUAUCUGUAAAUUAACUUAAGCUUUAAUCGGGCAAUCUUAUCUGACCAAGACCGUUUGUACGCUUUGUUGUUGUUUUUUUUUAUCCAAAGAAUGGUAAUAAACUUUUGUUUUCAUGAG
This is a messenger RNA of Anopheles darlingi, 977 nucleotides long. Its product is annotated as cytidine deaminase-like. The transcript is spliced from 3 exons. NCBI's taxonomy places the organism in Eukaryota, Metazoa, Arthropoda, Insecta, Diptera, Culicidae. The record is from RefSeq and is a predicted model, not a curated record. Gene Ontology annotation, cellular component: cytosol. Gene Ontology annotation, molecular function: cytidine deaminase activity; zinc ion binding. The coding region runs from base 264 to 731 and encodes 155 amino acids.